CUGGUACGUGUGUAGCUACUGUAUUCCCGUUCUAAUGUUAAAAGCUGCUGUCCUGCUGGUCAGCUGUUCUUCCUCUGUCGCGUGGAGCAUUAUGUGGAUACUGUCUGUUUAGCCGGACAUCGGGGUCUCUGUGUCGGAGGUCACUGAGAUGGAAAGUGGGACUUCUGCCGUCAGCCUUCAGCCAGCGGCGUAAUUAACUUAGUCUGAUACACAGUUUAACUGUCCAUCUGCAUAUUUUAAAAUAUCCUACUAACGUGGCUUUACUUUAGAUUUUCGCUGUGUAAAACAAAUGGUGGAGGAUAGAGCAGCUACAAAGUUUGCUUUUUCUUCACGUCAGAGUUCCACCUCUCGGGUCUUCGUGUUGUAAACAGACUCUGGCUCCAUGUUAAACUAUGCCAGAGUCAUCUUUACUGCUGCUGUUGUUCUGUCAGUGUUUGUUGGAAAAACUGUGGGCUUAAUGUUGUGAAACUUGUUAUUCACAUGCUACUCCUAUAUAUGAUUGUAUUGCAGGUCUGUUUUUAGUCACAAAGGUUACAGAGUGAUGUAUUAAUUGAAGCAAAUAAUUUGUGUCAAGGAUUUUGUUUUUAUAAUUCAGUUAUCUAAAUUACUAGAUGACUGGUUGCUACACUAAUAUCUGCACAGUUCAAAUAACUGUGUCUGCAUAGGACAGGGCUGUAGAUGAACUUUGUUAGCUUAUAGUACUGGUGGUAACAAGGUUGCCAGUUUUGUAGCACAGAGCAAAAAGUUGUAGUGCAAGCAUGAAAUGUGGUGUUUUUUUUGUUUGUUUUUUAACAUUGUGUCUUUUAAAUAUCUUGUUUGACAUGACAUAAGAAUUAUCUGAUUCACUCUUUUUCACUGCUUCUGAGCAGUAGUGACACAAUAAAAGCUGUGCCUUCACUUGCUGUUGUACUUAUAAACCUUUCCUUUCCUUUCAGACGUACCUUCAGUUGGUGCAGGUUGUGUGUUUGUUUUGUCCUGAUGGGCUGGUUUUCUUUUAAAGGUUUAAAAUAUUGCUCCAUUAUUUUCAGCGUGAAAAUAUGCUUUUGAAUUCCAACUGCUUCUAUAAGGAGAAACUAGGUGCGUGCAUUGGUCAUGUGUGAAUCUUUCCCCAAAAAAUUUUUCCUGAAGGUUCUGUGGGCCUCUUCUAUGAACUCUGAACUUUAAUUCUUUUCAUAAAUUUUCAAUUGCUGAAAAUUCCACCCUUGUUUUAUCUUCAUCAUCCUGGGAGAUGGUAGCAGACUUUUUUUUCUUCUUUUUUUUAAAUCAAGAAUGUCUCUGUACAUUUUUAGGACUGCACUCUUUUGGACAGGGAUCUUGUGUGGGAUCAGCACUGAGGGUCACUGCACCGAGUGCUUUGAUUACCAAAGGGAUCACUGUUGCCUUCACUCUCCACAUCUUCUUGAGUUCUUCUCUGAGCCCUUGGUACUUCUUGAGCUUCUCUUGUUCCUUUUUCCUGAUGUUGCUGUCAUUCAGAAUAGCAAUCACUGAGGCCAUCUUCCUCUACUUGUCCACCACUACUAUGUCCAGUUGGUUAGAUAUCAUCGGUUUGUCCAUCUGUAUCUAAACUCCCACGGGAUCUUAGCUCGGCAUUCUCAACCACCCUAGGAGGCGUAUCCCAUUUUGACCUCAGGACUUCUAGGUCAUACUCAGCACAGACGUUCCUGUAUACUAUGCCGGCCACUUGGCAGUGUUCCACGUAUGCUCUGCCUGCUAGCAUCUGGCACCCUGCUGUUAUGUGCUGGAUUGUCUCAGGGAUUUUGCCUGGUAUGGUAGACCCCAGCCUCUAUCAAUCUUCUGCUCAGAGCUCGAUUUCUCUUUCACUUCUUUCAUACAGCUUGAUGUCAACCAUGUAGAGGAGGUGGCUGACAAUUGCUCCAUGCUGUAAUCUGUAUCCGUAGACGGUCUCGUCAGUGAUCUCACUGAGGGGUUCAGGCCUAUGCAGAACAGCAGUUGGGACAGGUUAUCUCCUUGGUAGAUCCCACACUUGAUGUUGACUCGUGCAAUUGGCUUGAAGUUGGCCUCUAGUAUUGUUCAUCCCAUCCCCUGAAGGCAUCAAAACUAUGAAUGAACAGAUGUGGAAUUAUGUAGUAAAUGAAAAAGUGUGAAAUAACUCAAAACAUGUUUUAUAUUUAUACAUGUUUUAAUUACUCUUAAGUGAAGUCAAAUAAAAUAAGAUGAAUAUGCAAUUUAAACUAAGGCUUAAAAAUGUAUCUUUACUCCGUCUUCUCAGAAGCCUUUAUAUGUUUUUGUACUCGUGUUUCUGUGUGUUAAAGUGUGCAAGUGAAUGAGUGUCUGUAAGCCUUUAUAGGGAAAUGUGGUGGUUGCACUGAAGAGAAGCAAACAUAUCAGCAUUCUGAAGUUUGCCCUGUGUUUUGAUGCAGAGUUUUUGUGCUGCUGAAAACAAGAUGUAAUGAUGGUGCAGAUGUUAAUUAAUAUAACAAUAAUUCACUGUCCCACCUAAAAUCCCUCAUGUCAGUGACUCAGAGUUCUACUGGCCCAUAUUCAUUUUUAUUGGCUUGUGAAAAAAGCUUUAAUUUUUAAAUAUUAACACAACUUAAUUGAGACAGUAUUUUAUAUUAUUUCACUUUUAAUCUUAAAAAUGUCAUGAAAACCUUGAAAUAAAAAUCUGGUCUAGUACACACCAUGCCCCCUUUGGACUCACCCCUGUUUGCUUCAAAUUAAAAUAGGACGGCUGCUGCCAGCCAGGCUGUCUUUAUAUUAAACCGUAAUCAUUUACAGGACUCACUACUAUCUUGUGAACUGCUGCCAUCCUUCUGUCACAAGUCACCCUGACACUAUUCAUCUCCACUCAUUCCAUGAUGCCUGCACUCUUUUCUUUAUAUUUCUGACACACUUCUGGUUCUUUUCUAUGGUUGAUCCCACUAGCUCUGCUCCUACCUCUACUCCUUGGAUGUUGACCUUUUCAGCUGUCUCCCUCUGAAGCUGGUUUUAUGGUCGAGCAGAGGUGGUUUCGCUUCAGUCCGGGAUGGCCCCUCUGCCUGCAGGGAGCUCUGCUGUCGUGUUGUUAGUCUGUCAGGCAGCCGUGGGGAAGACCAAAUGUGUAACAUACAAAAAAAGUGACUUGAAACAGAGUGUUAGAAAUAAUGAGACGUGUCCACUGCAGCCCUCGUUUGUGCUUUACAAGCUGUAUUUUUUGAUCUUUGAAAUGUUUUUUUCCCCCUCAGUUCUCCUUUUCCCGGUAAACUCCACUAUACCAUAAAACCAGCUUUAUUUAUACUCAUGUAUUCUGUUUUGCUGACUUUCAUCCCUCUUCUCUCCAUUUCAUACCUCCACGUCUCCGGGCUCUCUUGCAGCUGCUCCUUGCUCUCUCUGCAGAUCACAAUGACACCUGUGAACAUCAUAGUCCAUGGAGUAUCAUACUAUCACCACUGUAAACAAGAAAAGGUGACGGCUGUCAUGUAGUUAGGCCUUUUACUUCAUGGAUUUUGAGUCUUGAGGAUUUUGAACAUUUAGUUUUUCUCACUAUUUGACUAAGUUCCUAGACAUUCUAUUAUGCAUGUCUAAUGCAGUUCAAUAAUGAAUAGUACUAGGUUGAGAAAACUCUUGUUUUUCUAAACUCCAGUCAAAAUGCAAUUUGUGUGAGAAUGAGAGACUCACCGAGAAAUUAGGAAUAGCAAGUAAAACCAAAGGGGCCAAGGGUUUGUGCUGGUAACAGAAGAGCCACCCUGUCAGUAGGUUGGCAGCGCCUGAGGCAGCCAGGGCGUGAGGAUGACUAGCCUGUUUAAACGCAGCAGUAGCAAUGGAGGCUCCAGAAGCAGCGGAAAUGGAGGUGGGGGUGGCAGUGGACAGGGGCAGCUUAACAAUAGCAGGCCAAGCCGACAGGUCAGACGCCUGGAGUUCAACCAGGCCAUGGAGGACUUCAAGACCAUGUUCCCCUCUAUGGACUAUGAGGUGAUAGAGUGUGUGCUGCGAUCCAACAAUGGAGCUGUGGAUGCUACCAUCGACCAGCUGCUGCAAAUGAGCAUUGACGGACAGGGCUCAGAUGACAGCUCAGACUCGGAUGACAGCAUCCCACCAGAGAUAUUGGAGCGAACUCUGGAGCCUGACAGUUCAGAUGAGGAGGCACCUCCAGUUUACUCUCCACCAACAUAUGACAUGCACAUUUAUGAUAGGAAAUACCUAGAAGCCCCACCAACACCAUCUCCACGAUCUAAAGCCCAGCCUCCUUCAGCUCACCAGCAGGUCAGAAGCUACCGUAACUGGAAUCCACCAUUGCUUGGAAAUCUCCCUGAUGAUUUUCUACGGAUUCUUCCACAGCAGUUAGACAACAUUAAGAGCUCUCAGAACAGUCUGUCUCAGCUGUCAUCGUCCUCCUCGUCAGUUUCUUCAUUAAGUCAGUGGACAGUGCAGUCUGGUUCUGGGUAUGCUGCAGGAACCACUGGGGGUCCUGGUUUAAUAACAGCAGCUACAGAGCAAGACAAGAAACUGAAACAGUAUCUGGAAGAUGAGCGUAUUGCGCUGUUCCUGCAGAACGAAGAGUUUAUGAGAGAGCUGCAACGCAACCACGAGUUUCUCACUGCCUUAGAGAAAGAUCGCUUGAAGUAUGAGUCAAAGAAAUCAAAGUCCAAUCAUUCAACUAGCUUGGAGAAUUCCACAGGAGACCAGUACUCUGGAGCUUCCAUGGAGGCCAUCUCAGAUGAUGUGUUCAGAGACAAACUCAAACACAUGGGCAAAUCAACAAGAAAGAAGCUGUUUGAAAUUGCCAGAACAUUUUCAGAAAAGACAAAGAGAAGAAAGUCAAAAAGGAGGACACUCCUGAAGCAUCAUUCAUUGGGCACAGCCAACUCUACAGCCAAUCUUCUUGAUGAUGUAGAAGGACACCACUGUGAGGAAGAUGGCCAGCCUAGAAGAGCAAACACUCAGGAAGAAACUGAAAAACGCAGUGAGCCAAUAUCAUGAUCCUCCCGUGCUGCUCCAUAUCGGUUUCCAAGGUGACUACAGCAUGACCCAUGGGCAGUGGUUUUCUAGUUUGUGUUGUUCCUACUUGCUCCUGUCCAAAUCAUCUGAAGAGUUAAGACACCCGUACCCAUCCCUGAAAGAGGAAUCAGACUGUUCCCUGCCACUGGGCAAAAACUUUGUAAAUGCAUAAUCUCUGUGUUCUAACAUUUUAUUGAUAUAUCAUUUAAACAUAAAGGAACACACGUUAUUCCUUACAGUAUUUGUUGAUGACUUCUUUUAAUCCACUGUGGAGGAAUACUAGCGUAGUGAAGCUCUUUCCAUACAAACCCUUCUCCAGUCCUGUACGACAGCAUACUAGGCAUUUCAAAUCCAAAGUGUGAACAUGCAUCUUUAUAUACACUAAACCAUGUAGGGCUUUUUUUUUGCUUUUUUUUUUUUUUACCUCAUUUUCUCAAGCAGAUUGUAAUAUUUAGCUUUAUGUAACUGAAUUUAUUUGGUGUACAAAUAUUGUGGUUGUCUGUGGCUGCCUAAAUGUCAAAAUGUCACCAUGGACAAAAUAACCAUUAGGCUAUGUUUUUAAAGAAUGGUGUUCUGGCAAAUAAGGGUGUUGCAGGGUAUGGAGCAGUUUACUAGUUGGUUUUUUUUUGCUUUUUGUUUGUUUGGCAAGGUGAAAUUUUUCAGUUUGCGUGGUUGUCUAUUUCAGUAGUACUGUAGGCACUGUGCUGUUCGAACAUUAACCCAGGGUGACCAAGCCAGGGAAAACAUCAGCAUCUUAUUAGGCUUAACUGGUACACAAAAUCCUUCACAUACAUUAUUGUCUAACCCAGUCUGAAUGCAAAUUUGUGGCUUUUAGGCUAUGGGCAUUUAAAGGUAAAAUGACAGGAAUGACUAAAUUUGACUAAAAUCUUCACAGUCACCCCUCCCCAUUGAGUUUGGGCUUUGAUUUUGGCAUUUGUCGUUGUUGCCAUCUUGUUUUAUUUUAUUUUUAAUAUAUGAUCGAAACCCAACAGUGGAGAUGGGAAGUUAUCAGCUAAUACUACCUAGUUUAGUUGGCGAGGUUCAUCCAUUAAUGACUUCAAUGUCAAUUGGGAUAGCAAUUGUUGCUAGUGAAAAUAACAAGAUGUACUCAAAGGAAAAAGUGAACACUGAACAAGACAUUUUUGUAAAACUUGUAAUUUGUGUAUAGCAGCAAAUCACUGACUGCCUGGAAGGUAGGACCAACAACCAAUAUGUUGAAAUAUUGGGAAGUUGAUGAGGGUUCUCAUCUUGUUCACGGCUUCACUUUGGUAGCUUGAACCCGACGCACAUUCCACCCUUAUCGUGUGAAGCCUGUUAUUGGUAGGUGACAGAGGAAUCAGGUCCUAAUUAGGUGCCAGGUUUCCAAAAAUCUUCAUGCAAGAUCAUUUUUUGUCUUUAUUUCCUGAAAGAAAGCAUAUUUACAAGUGAUGGUUCUACAAACAAUGAGAUGGUUGUGAUUUCUGUCGUGAUGGGUGGGUGGGUUUGCGAAAUGUAGUGGCUGAACAAAAUGACAACAGAAAAAAUGUUUAUGGGAUUUUCAUCUUCAUCUUUCUACCGUUUUUAUUUGCACAUGUAGCUGUGAACCUAGUAUGGAUUAAUAAUUGUAAUGUUGGGAAGAACAAAAGAAAUCAAACAAUAUGUAACUGCUUAAAUUUAACAAAUGGGUCUUAAAAAAGUAUUGCAACCAGUUUGAUGACCUGGUGAUACCUGUUUUCUCAUCAUUGCAUGAUAAAGUAAUCAGAUAAAAUAUUCAGAUGUGAUUCAAGGAUUGAACUUAUAUUUGGCACCUUGUCCCCUGAAUCCUUAAUAUGAGGUCCAGAGAUCUUGAUGCGCAUGAAGGAGGCCAUAAUUUGGCUUAAAAACCAACUUAAAUCUAUCAGAGAGCAAGCAAGAACUUUAGCAGUGACCAUAUCAGAGAUGUGGUACAUUCCUAAAAAGCAGGAAUGCACUGGCCACAGAAGACAACUAAAGUGGAUGCUUGUUGUACUCUUUCUUUGGUUCAGAAAAACACAACAUCUAGCCAUCUGCCUAUGAUUGUCAUUGUCUACAAUCAAGACAUUCCUUCACGAAUGUGAAUACAGGUUUACAACAAGGUCCAAAUACUGGUUACACUCAAGAGCAGGGAGUUAAAAAUUGAAAAAGCCAGAAAACCUCUUACGGAGCCAAGAGGUCUUCUCUGGGGAAAAAUACAAUCCUUUCCUUUGGACAGAUGAAAUCAAGAUGAACUUGUACUAGAAUGAUGGGGAAAGGAAAUUAUUGAGAAGGUGACUGCAGUGAAUGCUGAUAGAAACAGUACAGGGAGUGCAGAAUUAUUAGGCAAGUUGUAUUUUUGAGGAAUAAUGUCAUUAUUGAACAACAACCAUGUUUUCAAUGAACCCAAAAAACUCAUUAAUAUCAAAGCUGAAUGUUUUUGGAA
Molecule: messenger RNA, 7354 nt
Organism: Oreochromis aureus
Lineage: Eukaryota; Metazoa; Chordata; Actinopteri; Cichliformes; Cichlidae
Gene: cuedc1b
Product: CUE domain containing 1b
Exons: 12
Coding region: 3730-4920 (396 amino acids)
Molecular function (GO): ubiquitin binding
Source: RefSeq, a predicted model, not a curated record